AUGGCUGCUGCUCUCGCGAGCUCCACGUUUGCCGUUCCUGUGAACGUCGAUCCCGCUCAUCCUGCUGCUGCUUGGUGUAUGCGGUGCGUCUCGAACCUAGCUCCCUCUGGCACUGCUGCUCAACGAGCCCAUCGAAAAGCGCUUUGCGCUGCGUUUAAGGGUGCUCGUAACCGUCUAUCCUCGGCCAUCAGAACAGGGGCGGCACCACCUGAGCCUGUACGGCCAUUGUACGUGCCUCCGCCGCCGCCUCCACCCCCUCCUCCGAUUCCUCUUUAUUCUCGAGUGUUCGCUUCCGUCGCUACACUUCCAGCUGCUGGAGUUCGCUCUGGGCUAGGCCUCGUGAGGGCUGUGGACGAAAGGGGUCGUGAGGUUAUGCUGUCGACUCUGGGAUUCCUAUCCGCUCGACCUGCUCUGGUUUUUCCAUUUCCGCCAGCAUACGUUGUAGUGGCUGGUUCGGCUGCUCUUGUUCACUGGGAUCUUAUCCGUGACAAUCGCGAUCUCGGGUUUCUGGAGGCUAGUCGACCACUCUUAGUGUAUCUUCGGCUGCGCUCCCCCACUCGGUCCGUGCUACGGGGAUUUUUUGAGGAUAGCACUCGUGCUUUUCUUGAUUCUCCCCGUUUCCUGCAGGCUGUGGCCCGUUUGCCUCUUCGCUUUGCGAGGGCCUCCGCUCUCAUGCGUCCACUUAUGGCGCAGCUCGGGGUGUCCCUAGGACUACUUCCGAAGCCUCCUGCUCCUGUCCCCUCUCUGCUUUGA
Messenger RNA from Penicillium odoratum, 753 nucleotides. RefSeq lists its product as uncharacterized. The record is from RefSeq and is a predicted model, not a curated record. Bases 1 to 753 code for a protein of 250 amino acids. The transcript has 3 exons. Lineage: Eukaryota; Fungi; Ascomycota; Eurotiomycetes; Eurotiales; Aspergillaceae.